Marasmius oreades (fairy-ring Marasmius) is the source of this 711-nucleotide messenger RNA. RefSeq names its product Phosphatidylglycerol/phosphatidylinositol transfer protein (gene NPC2). The transcript has 5 exons. The coding region runs from base 26 to 541 and encodes 171 amino acids. Gene Ontology annotation, molecular function: sterol binding. Gene Ontology annotation, biological process: intracellular sterol transport. Lineage: Eukaryota; Fungi; Basidiomycota; Agaricomycetes; Agaricales; Marasmiaceae. The record is from RefSeq and is a predicted model, not a curated record.
GUGCUUUCUUUCUUCCUCCACCACCAUGCUACGACACUCUGUGCUUGCACUAUCAUGCCUCCUUACGCUUGUUAGCGCCGCUUCGUUGCAACUCCCCUUCAAGUUGGAUAGACCUGUACAUACCACUGAUAGCUGGAGAUGGGAGGAUUGUGGAAACCCAGAGACUGACGUUAUCAAAAUCAAUGAUAUUCAGGUCACUCCAGACCCUCCUCAGCCCGGGAAAGAGCUCUCUGUUACUGUUAAUGGUCUUGCCAGACAAACCAUCACAGACGGAGCAUAUGCCGAUGUCGUUGUUAAACUCGGUCUAAUCAAGUUGCUCUCGAAACGGUUUGAUCUCUGUACAGAGGCACGCAAUGCCAAUGCGUCCAUUCAAUGUCCCAUUAAAGAUGGUGAACAUCAAGUAACCCACGUUGUCGAACUCCCUAAAGAGAUUCCACGAGCUAAAUUCAAAGUGCAUGUUGACGGAUUCACCAAUGAUGAUGAUGAUAUGUUCUGUGUCGAUCUUUUAGUCGACUUCAUGAAGAUUCCCCACCUUUGGUGACUGGAAAAAUCUUCCCCGUACUGUAUCUACUGUCUGGUGUCGGUGUCUUGACCGUGGCUACCUUUUACCCCAAGCUAGAUUACCUCCCGUGAUCAGGUAGAGGACAAUUGACCGUCAAUAUAUUUACUUUUUCAGGAAGACAAUGAAACAGAUUUUCCGUAACACCCCUA